Pediculus humanus corporis (human body louse) is the source of this 426-nucleotide messenger RNA. RefSeq names its product ubiquitin, putative. The record is from RefSeq and is a predicted model, not a curated record. Lineage: Eukaryota; Metazoa; Arthropoda; Insecta; Psocodea; Pediculidae. The transcript has 3 exons. Gene Ontology annotation, molecular function: protein binding. The coding region runs from base 1 to 426 and encodes 141 amino acids. Gene Ontology annotation, biological process: post-translational protein targeting to endoplasmic reticulum membrane.
AUGAAGAUUAACGUUAAAAUAUUGAGAGGAGCAGAAUGUACAUUAGAUGUUCAGCCUGAUCUUCGUGUUUUGGAAUUUAAAAAAAUGGUCGAAACCAAUCUUAAAAUACCAGUUACUGAUCAAAAGUUAUUACUAAAAGGAAAACUAUUGUUAGAUUGUAAGAAGCUUAAUGAUUAUGAUAUUAAAGAAGACAGUAAAUUAAAUUUGGUUGUAUUAGAUAAUAAGGAAUCUGCUCCGAAUACUUCGAAAGGCCCAAGAAAAGAUAUAUUAGAAAUUGAAAUGACUAAAUUCUUAAGGAAAUAUUUUAACGAAUCAGAAGUUAAAAAGAUUGUAAAGGAAUAUAUGAAAGAAUUUUAUCGUAAGACUAGUUCUUGUAAUCUAGAAGACUGGGAAAGAAUAGCUACUGGUUAUUUAAAUGAUGAAUGA